This is a messenger RNA of Archocentrus centrarchus (flier cichlid), 1571 nucleotides long. It is a transcript of the gene galr1b, whose product is annotated as galanin receptor 1b. Bases 135 to 1220 code for a protein of 361 amino acids. The transcript has 4 exons. The record is from RefSeq and is a predicted model, not a curated record. Gene Ontology annotation, molecular function: galanin receptor activity. Gene Ontology annotation, cellular component: plasma membrane. Lineage: Eukaryota; Metazoa; Chordata; Actinopteri; Cichliformes; Cichlidae. Gene Ontology annotation, biological process: G protein-coupled receptor signaling pathway; positive regulation of cytosolic calcium ion concentration; negative regulation of adenylate cyclase activity.
UGCCGUAAUUCCAGGAGUCCGCAGAGUCUCCGCUGACUCCGCUGCUGGAGGUGGUUGAUCGGGAUCAUGGAGCUGCUCUUUCUGUCAGUCUGUCUUCGCCUCUAACCCUCCAGCUGCACACGCGGAGCUCCACCAUGGUGCCCGCGGAAAACGACUCCUUCGCUGUGGCUGACCUCUCCGAGUUCAACCGGUCGUCUCAGCUGCCAACGGACAGCGGACCCGGGCCGGAGGCGGUGAUCGUGCCCGUGGUGUUUGGGCUCAUUUUCGUGGUGGGGGUGGUGGGGAACACUCUUGUGAUGGUCGUGAUAGGGAAGGUGGGGUACACCGCGGGUGGAGGAGGCGGCGGGGGAGCAGUGGGGAAGCGCUCCCUCAGCCCGACCAACAUCUUCAUCCUGAACCUGAGCGUGGCGGACCUCAGCUUCCUGCUCUUCUGCGUGCCCUUCCACGCCACCAUUUACUCCUUGCCGGAGUGGGUGUUCGGGGCCUUUCUCUGUAAGUUCGGACACUACUUCUCUACCGUCAGCAUGCUCGUCAGCAUAUUCACGCUCGUGGCAAUGUCCGUGGACCGCUACAUUGCCGUGGUGCGCUCCAACCAGUCCGCGAGCGUCCGGAGCCCAAGGAACGCACUGGCAGGGCUGUCCGUCAUCUGGACAAUGUCUCUGCUGUGCUCGGUGCCGGUGGCCAAGCACCAGAUUCUCACCAGCCACCCGGCCGCCCCUAACAGUACCUUCUGCUGGGAGAACUGGACCGGAGCCUCCAAACACGCCUACAAGGUGACCAUCCUGGUGAUGGGGUACCUGCUACCACUGCUUCUCAUCAGCUGCUGUUACGCUAAGGUUUUAUUUCAUCUCCAUAAAAAGAUGAAGAACAUGUCCAAGAAGUCUGAGCGCUCCAAGAGAAAGACGGCUCAGACGGUCCUCCUGGUCAUCACCGCCUUCACCAUCUGCUGGAUGCCCCACCACAUCAUCGCCAUGUGGGUGGAGUUCGGCACUUUCCCCCUGAAUGAUGCCUCCCUCGCUUUCCGCAUCGUGUCCCACUGCCUGUCCUACGGAAACUCCUGCGUUAACCCCAUCCUCUACGCCUUCCUGUCCGAGAACUUCCGCAAGGCCUGCCGCCAGGUCUUUACCUGCUACUUCCUGUACCCGCCGCCACCCCCGGAAAAAGUGGUUCGUUUUCGCAUGGAGAACUUCUCCUCCACGCACUCCACCACCAACAUAUGAAGAUUAAAGGCACAGGGGGCUGUUCCACAGGCGGGAACGCUGUGGCCCAAUGGAUGAGCGGGAGGCAGGUCACAUGACAGCAGGACAGCAUGUGAUUGGAAGGUUUAUUCACACAAAAAAAGACUGGUCAGAAAACUGCAGCACGUGGACUGCUUAAAGUUUCAUUUUUAAGUUUGAAGGGACAGCAAGCAGGUUCUGGUUCAGGUUUGCAUGAAAGCUGAUCUGAGAACAGGUUUCUGGAUAAUUACUCCACAUUAGCAACAUACCACCAGUCGUUUGACUUAUUUAGACUGUAUUUGAUCGUCUGUAUGAUGCUGAUAGUGUGUGUGUCACAGGUGUGUAAAUAAAAUA